GUGUGAGUGCUGUGAGUGGAAGCUGCAGAAGGUUUCCUGCUGGAACAACUGAGUGUCUCUCCCAGCGUUGAAUAUGGAUGUAGCUGUUCAACAUGGACUUCCGAAAGUUAACUCGGCCUGAAUGAACUUCAGGAGAGAGUGGAUGGGUCUUCUGACAGGAAUUUAUGCAGUAUGGAGAUGUUCACCAGGCAGUGCUUUGUUUGGAUACUUCUGAAGGGAACCGUUUGUUUGCUGGUUCUUGGUCAACAUAAUGGCAACUUCACCUUCAGCAAGAGAACAUCACCUGAACUCAACAGAGACCAAGACCCGUCUUCACAGAAAAACUGGGCGUCCCAAACUAGGAGCUUGAUUCAGAACACCAAACUACCAAUCAGUCCUUUUAUUCCCCUUUCAAAGCCGGGACUUCUGGAAAUACUUGGAGGAAACCCCCAGUCAUACUCCAACCCGUCCUUAAAGAUAAAGCUUCGCCCCAUCAUGAAAGUUCAUGGAACAUCUAAAUUCUCCAGGACAUUCAGUUGGGGGGACUUUUACUCAAACAUCAAAACUGUCAAGCUGAAUUUGCUGAUAAUGGGCAAGAUUGUGGAUCACGGGAACGGCUCUCUCGGAGUCUACUUCCGUCACAACUCCACAGGUGUGGGCAACGUGUCUGUCAGUCUUGUCCCACCAAUGAAAGAGGUGGAGUUUGAUCUGGAGCGCCAAAGUGUAGUCAACCCCAAAGACUCAAAGACGUUCAACUGCAGGGUGGACUAUGAGAAGACUGAACGGAACAAAAAGGUGAUGCUGUGCAACUAUGACCCAUCCAAGACGUGUGCUCAGGAGCAGACCCAGAGCCACAUCACCUGGAUGUGCUCCAAGCCAUUCCAGGUCAUCUGCGUCUAUGUGUCUUUCUACAGCACAGACUACAGACUGGUUCAAAAAGUCUGUCCAGACUACAGCUACCAGAAUCCAGGAGCCUAUCUGCCCACAGGUUAACCCAAGGUUGAGCCAAGGACGACAGUGGAGAGACAAUGUUUUAAUAAAUCCAGUUGGAGCAGCUAUGAGUUAUGAGUGAUGGAGGUUUUUAAAGGGAUUUCUCCAGAGAAUAAAUUUUUCUUAUAAUUAACCAAAUACUGUAAAGUAUAUGUUUUAGUGCAAUAUCUUGCUUGUUGUAGACCACAAGAGUUGUGUUAGACAGUUUUUAUGACAUGCAUUAGGGCUGCAGCUAACAAUUCUUUUAUUAUCGAUUGAUGUGACCAUUAUUUUUGAUUUUCUUAUUUUAUGAAAUGACAGAAAGUUGUGAAAAAUGCAAAAUCACAACCUUCACAUUAUCUGUAUUGUCUGACCAACAUUUCAAAGCCCAAAGACAUUUAGUUUACAGUCACAUUAGAUAAAAUUCUGCAUUUUCUUUUUUUUUAGAAAGACUGACAUGAACAGUUAAUAGAUUCUCAAAAUAGUUGCUAAUUCAUUUUCUAUUGAACAACUGAAUAAUCAGUUUUUUGCAUUGUAAGGGUUAAUAUAUCAUCAUCAUGGUAAAAAUAUCUGUGGACUAUGGAUAUAUCGAGAUAUACCAUGCAUUUGCAACACUCUUAUUUUCCAUUACCUUGUACACUUAAUAUUAUUAUCAUUAUAGUUAUUUAUAUCAUUAUAUUAAUACCCUAUUAAUGUCACUUUUACUGUAUG
This is a messenger RNA of Dicentrarchus labrax (European seabass), 1659 nucleotides long. Its product is annotated as neurexophilin-1-like. Gene Ontology annotation, molecular function: signaling receptor binding. The record is from RefSeq and is a predicted model, not a curated record. The transcript is spliced from 2 exons. Lineage: Eukaryota; Metazoa; Chordata; Actinopteri; Moronidae. Bases 172 to 972 code for a protein of 266 amino acids.